This is a messenger RNA of Mixia osmundae IAM 14324, 1860 nucleotides long. RefSeq lists its product as uncharacterized. Bases 1 to 1860 code for a protein of 619 amino acids. Gene Ontology annotation, cellular component: U4/U6 x U5 tri-snRNP complex. Gene Ontology annotation, biological process: mRNA splicing, via spliceosome. The record is from RefSeq and is a predicted model, not a curated record. The transcript has 7 exons. Lineage: Eukaryota; Fungi; Basidiomycota; Mixiomycetes; Mixiales; Mixiaceae.
AUGUCGAAGCGGGGCAAUGCAGAGCCAAGCGAGAGCGCUGCCAAGCGGGCAAGAGGGAACGCUCCCUCUUUCCUCCCGCCAAAGGAUGAUCUCAAGGGUCGAGAGAGCUUCUUGCCUCAGCCCAACAGACAGCCAAGCUCGCUACCCCCUCGUCCGAGCUCAGCAUCCACCUCCGCGCCCUCCUCCUCCGGAUUGACACCAGACCAGAUAGCGGCCAAGCGAGCAGAAGUAGCUGCCAAGAUAGCUGCUCUCCAGCGCAAGUCUGUGCCUGGCGUUCCCUCUGCCAUGUCCAGUGCGGCACCAUCACGCGACUCACUCACGCCUGCCCCUUCCGCCACUUCGACCGCACCAGGCCUCGAUCCUGCGCUCGCAAAAAGGAUAGCAGAAGCUAAGCGGAACGUGCAAGCUAUGGCUGCCAAACGCAGUCUCAAUCCUUAUCUCUCACCCAAAGAUCAGAUCGUAGCAGAUCCAAAGACUGGCCUGCAUCCUCUCCUAGCAAAAUCGAGCGUUACCGUUGCAGACGCAAAGCGCAAUAAUAAGGACAAGUACAAGCCUAUGGCGCCCAAGUUCUCUACCACAAGGGCAAACGCUCGCAUAGCUCAGCCUGUGCGGCAACCUAUCGAACGGCAACUUGAGCUCUCGAACGCGAGUGUGCCCUCUUUCGAAGAGGCCCGUAAGAAUCCAUACUUCGACAAACGGCUCGGUGUCGAGUCCCUCGUACCCAAAGAACGCAAAGCUCGACCGCUCAGAUUCAAUCCAAAGGGCAAAUUUGCAGCGCUUGCGGAUCAGCUCAGAGCGGAAGCCCGCAUGGAGGAGCUCAAGGCUCGCAUUCUCGAAAGCGCGCGCAAAGCCGGUCUGGAAGAUGAGAUCGAAUUGACCGAAAAGCAAGCAAAGAGGCCGCCACCGCCGGAUAUCGAAUGGUGGGAUUCUCCCUUUCUGCCGAAUCAGUCUUAUUCCGACCUCGACAACGGCGCGACGAGCAGAGUCCUGCAGUCGAACGAGACGCCCAUCACAAUCUACGUACAACAUCCGAUCCCGAUACCGGCGCCCGCCGAUCGUAUCAAAGUCGACGCCCAACCGCUCAAACUCACUCAAAAGGAGAUGAAGAAGAUGCGAAAGCAGAGGAGGCAAGCAGAUCUACAAGACCGUCGAGAUCGCAUCAAGCUCGGUCUCCUACCUCCCGAUCCUCCCAAAGUCAAACUUGCCAACAUGAUGCGCGUACUGACACAGCAGGCUAUAUCUGAUCCUACAAAGGUCGAAGCCAAAGUCAGAAGAGAAAUGACAGCUCGCAAAGUGGGGCACGAGAAAGCCAAUGCGGCCAGACAGUUGACAGAUGAUCAAAGGCGAGAGAAACUCGAAGCGCAGAAAGACAAGGAUGCUUCAAAGGGUAUCUCGGCCGCCGUCUAUCGCAUUCGCUACCUCACCAAUCCUUCGCAUCGGUUCAAGGUUCGAAAGAAUGCCCAGCAGCUCGCCCUUACUGGUAUCACACUCUACAACCCCAAAUUUGCGUUUGUCUUUGUCGAAGGAGGGCAGGCUAGCAUGAAGAAGUACAAGCAUCUCAUGCUUGACAGGAUCAAUUGGAAGGAAGAAGCCGAAGCCAGAGAUGGCGAUGAGGACGAGGAGGCAACGCCUGCUCCGUUACCUGAAGGCACCCCCGGUCCCCAAGCGAGCGAAAUUCCGGAAAGCUUAGCAAACAAUAGAUGUGAUCUCGUCUGGGAAGGCCCACAGCGUGAUAGGUACUUCGUGGACUUCAAGGGCAAGGGCGCACCAAGCGAUGGCCUCGCCAAGAGCACGCUUGGCACAAAGCUCGAAUCACUGUGGGACAUGUGCAAGCGCCUUCCUAUGGACGACCAAUUCUGA